AUGUCCACGCCUUCGAACACCUCGGACACGGCUGGUCAUCUACUCGUCCCGGGCCAGCACCCGGAUGCCGUUCACCGCCUUAAGAACGUGCCGGGCUACACCACCCCCGUCUUCAAGGGCAAGGAGGAGCAGCGUGCCAAGGUCCAGGCCAAUGUGGCUGCAAAGGGCUUCAUUCCGCGCGAGCUCGUCCCGAACGAGAUCACCUGGUUCUACACCCACCUCGGCAUCGACGACACGUACUUCCAGGCCGAGUCCGUCGAUGUGAUCUCGGACCACAUCAUCGCGCUCUUCGGUGCAAAGGUUCUCGCGUACACCAAGCACGACCCGUCCAAGCUCGUGAUCGACCUCGAGAAGAUCGACGAGAAUGGGAACGGCGCGACCUUCAUCCACACCAGCGCCCCGGGCAUGACCACGACCGAGGGACCCGGCUCGACGUGCGAGAGCCGGAUCGACGAGCUCUUCCUCGACAAGUCGACGCCCGAGUGCGCGUACCGGCUCGAGACCUACCGCUCGCUGGGGAGCAUCUCCGCGACGGCCUCGCAGCAGCUCCGCUGCUACUUCGUCACCAAGUGCAACUUCCCGGCGAGCCCGCCCGCGUCGACGCGCGCAGAUGGGCAGACCGACAUCCGCACGGUGUCGGACCCGAUCUUCCUCGAGAAGGCGAGCGAGCACACGCUCGAGAUCUACCAGCACGUCAUGUGGAACGUGGAGAAGCGGUUUGGGCCGGUCAUUGAGGUGUUCGAGGUCGAGGGCUCGCGCGAGCGCCGGAUGGUCAUUGGCUACAAGACAGGCGGGACCAAGAAGCUGUUCAGCGCGCUCUCGAACCUCUACCACUUCUACUCGCUCUACUCCGCGAGGAAGUAUGUCGAACAAUUCUCAAACGGGAUCACUAUCAUCUCGCUCUACCUCAACCCGCUCCCUGGCGCCAACGCGCCGCCGAUCGAGCACUCGAUCUUCCAGGUCAUGAAGGAGGCUUCGCUCCUCUACUGUCUUCCCAACAACCCCUUCUUCUACGCUGGGAAGGGUCCCAGCGGCGACCACGCUGUGCAGGAGGCGACAUAUGCGUACUGCGGUUGGAUAUUCGCGCAGCACUUCUGUAACAGGCUGGGGUCGGCAUACAUCACGCUCAAGAGCCUUCUUGACGACACGAACCCUGCCCACGCGACCGUGCUCGAUGACAUCAAGCGUCGGUUCAGGGAGGAGACGUUUACGCGCGAGAGUAUCGCGGAGGUCAUCCAUGCGCAUGCUGAGCUGAUCAACCUCCUUUACGUCAACUUCGCCAUGUCACACUACCCUGAAACCGAUGAAGCCGCGAAGCUCAUGCCUACGUUAUCAUACCAGCGUCUGCGUACUCAGAUGCCACUCACCGAUGCGGAGCUACACGACAAGAUCCGGAGGACGGUGACGAACAAGCAUGAGCUCCAGGUCUUGGAGAGCUUCUUGAUCUUCAACAAGAACGUCCUGAAGACUAACUUCUACCAGCCGACGAAGGUCGCGCUUUCGUUCCGUCUUGCACCCGACUUCCUCCCUGAGGUCGAGUACCCGAAGAAGCCGUUCGGCCUGUUCUUCAUCAUUGGUGGAGAGUUCCGUGGAUUCCACAUCCGGUUCAAGGAUGUUGCUCGUGGUGGCAUCCGUAUCGUCAUGUCGAGGAACAGGGAGAACUACUCGAUUAACCAACGUUCACUGUUCGACGAGAACUACGCGCUCGCGUCGACGCAGUCGCUCAAGAACAAGGACAUUCCAGAGGGCGGUGCCAAGGGCACCAUUCUGCCUUCCCUUGGCGAGAACCCGAAGCUUUGCUUCGAGAAGUAUGUUGAUGCCGUCCUCGACCUCCUGAUCCCCGGGCAGACCCCUGGAAUCAAGGAGAAGCUUGUUGACCUCUACGGCAAGCCCGAGCUCCUGUUCUUCGGUCCUGAUGAGGGUACCGCCGACCUCAUGGAUUGGGCAGCCAUGCAUGCUCGUGCCCGCGGUGCGGAGACGUGGUGGAAGUCCUUCACGACCGGCAAGAGCGCGCAGCUGCUCGGUGGCGUCCCCCACGACGUGUACGGCAUGACCUCAAUCUCGGUUCGCCAGUACGUUCUCGGCAUCUACAAGCAGCUCGGUCUCCGCGAGAAGGACAUCACCAAGGUGCAGACCGGUGGCCCCGAUGGCGACCUUGGUUCCAACGAAAUCUUGCUCAGCUCGGACAAGACCAUCGCAAUCAUCGACGGAAGCGGUGUGCUCCACGAUCCUGCUGGUCUCAACCGCGAGGAGCUCGUCCGUCUCGCCAAGGCUCGCAAGCCUGUGGGCUUCUUCGACACUUCCAAGCUCGGGAAGGAUGGUUAUCUCGUUCGUGUCGAGGACCAGGACGUCAAGCUGCCCUCUGGCGAAGUUGUGCUCGAUGGGACCGAGUUCCGGAACGGCGCCCACCUGCCCGUCAACAUCUCCAACGUUGCCUCGCUUACUGAUUCUGACGGCAAGGCCAACUUCAAGUACAUCGUCGAAGGCGCGAACCUCUUCCUCACACAGCAGGCGCGCCUCUACCUGGAGAAGCGCAAGGUCGUGCUCUUCAAGGACUCGUCGGCGAACAAGGGCGGCGUGACCUCGUCCUCGCUCGAGGUCCUCGCGGGGCUCUCGCUCGCGUCGGACGAGUACGAGCGGCUGAUGAUCUUCAAGGACGGCAAGCCGUCGGCGUUCUACGAGGCGUACGUGCGCGACAUCCAGCGCGCGAUCACGGAGAACGCGGCGAACGAGUUCGGGUGCAUCUGGCGCGAGCACGCGCGCGUCGGGGGCGCGAGGCCGCGCACGCUUAUCUCGGACGAGCUCUCGAGCAAGCUGAACGACCUCCAGGAGGAGCUCGAGGCCUCGGACCUGUUCGACGACGAGCCGAGCCGGUGCGGGGUGCUCCGGCGCGCGAUCCCGAAGACGCUGGUGGACGAGGUCGGGCUCGAGACGCUCAUGCAGCGCCUGCCGGUCACGUACCAGCGCGCGUUGUUCUCGAGCUGGGUGUCGUCGCACUUUAUCUACAAGUACGGCGUGAACGCGUCCUCGGUCGACUUCUUCCAUUUCGCGCGCGAGCUCGCGGCGUAG
Molecule: messenger RNA, 3069 nt
Organism: Epithele typhae
Lineage: Eukaryota; Fungi; Basidiomycota; Agaricomycetes; Polyporales; Epitheliaceae
Product: NAD-dependent glutamate dehydrogenase
Exons: 19
Coding region: 1-3069 (1022 amino acids)
Cellular component (GO): mitochondrion
Molecular function (GO): L-glutamate dehydrogenase (NAD+) activity
Source: RefSeq, a predicted model, not a curated record